Carassius gibelio (silver crucian carp) is the source of this 1975-nucleotide messenger RNA. RefSeq names its product rho-related GTP-binding protein RhoA-D. The record is from RefSeq and is a predicted model, not a curated record. The transcript has 5 exons. Lineage: Eukaryota; Metazoa; Chordata; Actinopteri; Cypriniformes; Cyprinidae. Bases 172 to 753 code for a protein of 193 amino acids. Gene Ontology annotation, cellular component: neuron projection. Gene Ontology annotation, molecular function: GTPase activity; GTP binding. Gene Ontology annotation, biological process: small GTPase-mediated signal transduction.
CUCCUCAACAUUCAGCAGCGCAGCGGUCGACUGUGAUUCCCAAAACAGCGGGCGGGUCUUCUGUGAGUCGAGCCUCGUCUUUUAGCAACAAUCGCUUGAAAUUCUCCACAUUGCGCUUAAAACUCGAACACGAGAUCGACUGGGAAUUUGAACCCCGCGAGAAAAUAAGGUAUGGCAGCAAUCAGGAAAAAGCUGGUGAUCGUGGGAGAUGGAGCAUGUGGGAAGACCUGUCUCCUUAUAGUGUUCAGCAAAGACCAGUUUCCAGAAGUCUACGUGCCUACUGUGUUUGAGAACUACAUUGCAGACAUCGAAGUUGACAGCAAACAGGUGGAGCUGGCAUUGUGGGACACAGCAGGACAGGAAGACUAUGAUCGUCUGAGGCCCUUGUCUUACCCAGACACAGAUGUCAUCCUCAUGUGUUUCUCCAUUGACAGUCCUGACAGUUUAGAAAACAUUCCAGAAAAGUGGACACCGGAGGUGAAGCACUUCUGCCCCAACGUUCCCAUAAUCCUUGUGGGCAACAAGAAGGAUCUGCGAAAUGAUGAACACACACGGAGAGAGCUGACUAAGAUGAAGCAGGAGCCAGUUAAACCGGAGGAGGGCAGGGACAUGGCCAACCGCAUUAGCGCCUUUGGCUACCUCGAAUGCUCAGCUAAAACUAAGGAUGGUGUGAGGGAAGUAUUUGAAAUGGCCACCAGGGCGGCACUCCAAGUCCGCAAGAGGCAGAAGAGGAGCGGGUGCUUGCUGUUGUGAGAGAACUUUCCGGUCUUUUCCAGAAUGAUCUCAAUAAUGAAAAAACUAAACACAAAAAAAGAAAGAAAGGUUUUUGACCAAACAACACAAAUACACUGGACUGUAUGUCACAUUUCAUGCAUACAAACAGGUGGAAGAUGGAGGAAUGUGAAUAAAAUAUGAAUUAAAUGGACAGAGGGUGAGCAGAAAGGCAGGUUAGAUCAGUAUAUGAUAUGUCUUGAUUUAGUUUUCCUUAUGGCACAAUGUUUCUUAGAACACACUUUUCUUUUAUUUUUUUUCCCUUCAGUUUGUACUGUACGGAUGAUGUCAGUUGUAAUGGUAUUGUUUUUUUGCACAUUUAUCGAUCGACUAUUAUAGCUAAGUCUGGUUUUCAUAUGAUUGUAAUCGUAAUUAAUAUAACAAUGUAGAAUUAUCUUAAUAGCACAGAAUUUGGUAAUAAAAUCAGUGCCUUCAUCACCAUUCCCUCCACAAAAUUGAAAGUGCUAGUUUCGAGCUUCUCUGUGAGUUAACACACUUUUCUAGUAGUGAGAAACCAUGAAUUUAAAUGUAUUUAGGUAAUAUUGAGUAUGUUUAUAUCUUUCAGUCCCCAAAUAAAUAGUAAUUACAUGCACUUAGAAGGCUCAGUCAGAUUAAUUAGGAAUGUGACACAUUUCAUUUGAAUGAUCCUAUUUGUCCUCCACACAUGCAUAAAUAUACAUGCAUGCACAUGGAGCUCUAAACUGGUUUGACCCGCCUUGAAUAUCUGGGGUGAGCUCAAGCUGUCACAUAAUCUGACUAUAUGGUCCUCACGUUGAGUAUUGUCAAUGCGAACUUUACAUUUUUUAAGUUUGAAUCACUUAUUCGGUUUCUAGCACUGCAAAACGUCAAAUAAAUACACCGAUGAUUGCUAGCAAAUGUGUAUUAGCUAGAAGAGGCCUUGAGUGCCUUUGCUUUUCCCACAGAAUUGUGUGCAUUUAGUUAGCUGUCAUUAAUGCGUUUUGUUUGAGAUAAGUUUAUUUGCAUGCACAAGUUUUGUCACAAACAGUGUUGUAAUGUUUCAUGCCAGUAAAGUAAAGAGGUGUCCGGGCCAUCUGGGAGAAUAACCGUUGUGCAUCUAGAAAAAGAUCCGUAGCUUUUAUUUGCUUGUGUAAAAUCCAUGUAACAAUGACACUUCCACUGCUGUCCCCUACUGGUGCCGUGAGAUGCCUGACAUUAAGUAAAUUAGCAACACUACAUAACUCCA